AUGUCCGUGGCGUUCGUGCCCGAGCGGCUGCGCGGCAAGGCCGAGGUGAACCAGGACACGCUGCAGCAGCUGCUGGAGGAGAACGACCAGCUGAUCCGGUGCAUCGUGGAGUACCAGAGCAAGGGCCGCGCCACCGACUGCGUGCAAUACCAGCAUAUCCUGCACAGAAACCUCAUUUAUUUAGCUACGAUUGGUGAUGCCACUCCGCCCAGCAUGCAGAAGCCUGUAGACUGACUGCAACUCCUGGAUACAAGCAGUGCUGCUUUCAGAGGCUGUAGCAAUAGUUUAGACUCCCACUUAGAGAGCCAAGAAGGUGUGGGUUUAAAAAAAGCAGGUAAAAAAAUUAUUUGUACUUUUGUGUUUAAAAUGUGAAUGUAAUUUUCAAUGAAGUAUUAGGCCAGCUUUUCCCCUGUUACUGUAACUAAUACAGCUUAAGAGUGAUAAUUGUGACAUUCCAUUUUCCCUCUGAAAAAUGCAAUUCAGCAUACUUCUGAGAAUAGCCUGGUUGUCAGGACAGCACUAUGGGAAUYGGAGCCUGUGUAAUGAGUAAAGUUCUAUAAUAACAAGGCAAACCUUAYGCUAGAUCACUCCUACCUCCAACAUGACAAAGUCAGGCUUGAGUUGCAUAUAUAAAAGCAGUAGGUGCUUUUGUAUCCUGUAUCGGAAGAACUGCACUUAAUAAAGAUGUUCUUUGUAAAYUGUAGUAUGUUGUAAAUGAAUAUAYAUUAACAAAGGAACUGCUCACUGAUUUAGUAAAAUCAUUUAACAGAAAUGUUAACUUUCCUAGGACUAGUGGGAUUGACUAGUUGGUGCAGCAGCAAUUAGGUGCAAGGGAGAAACCAAGCCUUUAUUGCAACAAGCUKUUGCCUAAGUUUAUCAAGGCUUUUCCUCUGUGCUUGAAAUGUGCUGUAAACAAGUAAAUUCUUGCAUAAUCAAAAUGAGUUGUGUGCUUCCUGGGUCCUGUCAGCACUGCUGGCUAGCUGCAUGGUUGUGUGCUCCUGUGCAGGAAGGAAGAAGGCAGCUUUGCACACCCUSCAUACAGCACUCCAGCGCCACAAUUAAAACACAAACCUAAGAGCCUUGAUCAGAGCAGGGAGGGCAAUAGAGUUUACUUUURGCUUACUCUGAUUCCUGAAAAGUCAAGUAAUGGGAUUUUGGCAAUGUUCAUCUGCACUACUGAUUGAAAGACUGUUGAGACAUUGUCUGUACCAUGUUCUUCUGUGCUGGCACUUGAGAAAGCAGCUUUAAAGACUGUACUGUGCAUAAAGUUCACUUUUAUAUGAUAGAGUCAGUAAGUAGGCAGCUGACAAUUUUCAAACUGUUAAAUAAUCCCAUGUUAAUGAAAUAAGAUCUUUGUUUACAAACCAAAGUUACAGUUUAAGGUGCUGCUCAUUUUCAGCAAGGUGCAUAUUUUAAACAGGUAUGACCUAUUAAAUGUAUAUCUUUAAUAAAGCAAAUAGUUUACUUUUACAGAAGCUUUAAAAUACAAACUGUACAGUUCCAGUUCAGAAGCAUUAGCUAUUCACAAGAAGCACUGCAAUAAGGGUAAGUUAACUAAGCACCAAACCCUUGCACUUGGCAGUGUAAGUGAAGUUUAAGGGCAAGACUCAUUUGCCAAGUGCAACAAUUCUUAAAAUUACCAGUGUUCAGAACAAUCGGAAGCAAAGGACAGAGUAGCACCCACAUGGUCAAAAUGCAGACAAACUCUCUUUGUUUUCGCAAUUCACUUCUGUAGGUCCAGAAACUUGCCAGCAUUUGUAAUUAUGAAUAAAUUGCAAAAACUAUAGCAAUCAUUUUGGCACUUGUUAGAAAAAAAGUUCAAAAUUAAGUGUUUUCAUUAACUUCCAUUUGGUCUUAGUAUGAAUAACCAAGUAAGUACAACCAAAUUUGGGAUUUAAUAUUAGAUCUAAACAACAAGAUUUAGGAAACUCAAAACCAUUCAUCAAGUUAAAUAACCACUAACAUUUUCAGUGGAGGGUUUUCAAAAUUAUAGUAGUACAGACCAUUAACAAUUUACAGACAGAAGCCACACUGAUUGUGCAAAGCACAUUACUGUAAAAAGUCUAUGUACAGCAAACAAAUGUUUGUAAACAUGGUAAGUAUGAAGUUUCAGAAAACAUGGUGACAAUAUCAUAAAUACAGGCAACAUUGGCAUCCUCAAACAGCACAAAAGGUAACAAUCUGGGCCUGCAAAUAGAGCCCGUCACCAUACAAACAAAAAAGGUGGAUGGGUUUUAAAUACCCAAAUGUUUAAUAGUUUUAGUGUUGUGUAUACCUUUUAUUUAUAUAUAUAUAUAUAUAUAAUGUAUUUAUUUUUUGGUAUCUUUUUAUAUAGAUGUACUUAGUUUGUAAAACCAAAACCAAAAAAUGUGCUUUAUCUUCAUUGAAAAAUUAUGUAGUUAGAACUAAUAACCCAUUUUACUAGUAGUUAACAUAUUAGAAUGAUAUGACUUAAGAAAAAUACAAAAAUAAGAUUAAUACUGUUGAAACUCUUAUACCAGAAAAUAUUGUGGUUUUUAGACUCUUUCAAAGAUGAAGUAUGAAAAUUUAAAUAAGCUCUAACUAUAUAAAGAAUCUUCUGUAAUCUCAAUUCAUAUACAGUGGGAUAGGUAUACAUAUAUUUACCAUUGUUCUUCAAUUUGUAAGCACCAGUCACACUCCCCAAUCCACUUUGGUUGGAAGAUUAUUCCUAAUUCCACAGGUUCACUUAAUGGCACAUAUUGACUGCAAAUAAUUACUUUAUCCUUUUAAAAAAAAUAAUGUUCUUUUAAUUAACUGCUACCCCACAUUUCAGUUCUAGUAUCUUCUGAGCCAGCUCACAAUUUUUAAUCAACUGUAGCAUCUGAAAUAAGACUUUAAAUAAAUGCAAGUAGUCUCUCAGGCUUUGCUUUCCACAGUGCAGGAGCACCGUGUGGAUAAUGCCUUUGGCCAAAUGCAGCUGUAGAACACUGUGUGAGAACCAGGGUCACACUGUCUACAUAGGUGCUUUUGGAACCAGGGUCACACUGUCCACACAAGUGCCACCUACAUCAAGCAGCUCACAUAACGUUGACAACACAAGGCUGAGUGGUUCUGCUGAUCUUCACCUAGAGAAGGGAAACUACCACAAAACUCAGUUUUGCAACUGUUUUCUGCAGCAGUUCCCAAGUGAACUCGCUUGUGUGGCACAGGAAAAGCUGCUGUUGCACUUCAUUUAGAAAAAGCUGCCCACAGGCCGUAAUGGAGAAUACAAAGGUCUACAGCUUGUCCUUUAUAAAUUUAAACACAGUGUUGAGCAAAGUGACCCCUAUAUAUUUGCUUCAACAUAUUCAAUGGUUUUCAGUAAGAUGUUUUAACUACAAAUCUAUAUGAAAAAUAGCUAUAAAAUUCAGUGUUUCUUGUAUGGUAGUCCUUCAGCAGUUCUUUUUAGAAAAAAAAGUCUUCAAAGUAAAGGCAAUUAUGCAYUUUCAGAAGCAUUUCUACAUCACAGUUUUGGACUGUUUCAUGUACACCAAACAUAUUGGCCAUAUUUGCUCAGCACUGUAAAUCAGAAUUCGAGAGUGUCUAUCUCACACAAACCCCCUCAAUCCCACAUCAAGAGAUAAAACAGGGUAUAACCAACACACAACUGUGAAUCAAAGUAAUAAAAUUUUCAUUUGGCCCUGUGCUGCAUUUUCCAGUAUGAAAAGCAGUUAGUACUGGUGCAGGUAAGAUGGUCUGCGUUCAUGCUUUACUGGGAAAGAUUUAAAGCCCUUGUUGAUCUGUUUGUGCUGGGAAGCCUGCUGGGGCUGCUGCUGCUGCUGCGCGUAGGCGAAGCUGGAGGAGAUGSCGGCAGCCGGGGCGCACUCGCUGGCCCACAUGGGCGACUGCAGCAUCUGCACCGUGUCGCUCCACUGGCUCACGGGGCUGCUCAGGGGGUACAGGGACGUGCUCUGGCUGGGCAGCGUGCUGGGCACGGAGGAUGUGUGCUGCCAUGGGGCCUUGGGAGGCCACGUUUUGGUCUUGUUAUCCUUGGAAAACAAAAUCACUURGGGUUGGCUUGGUUUAACAACACUUCUUUUUUGAGACAAUACUUAACAUGUCACCUUAUCACCGCCUUCAGAUAUUUUCACACUAUUAGUUUAUAGUUGAAAGCAGAACUAACUAUGUAUAUAUAUAGCACUCUAUAUAGCACUCUCAAUUCUUAAAAUAUAUGCCCGUUGAAAAAGAUUUUUAUUGACUUCAGCAUGACACACAGUGGGACCCCAUAAAAGGGAAAGAGAUAAAUGAUCCAAUUUUGUCAGUCACCAAGUUUAAAUAUUAAAAGCAUCUGAUGCUACUUGAGUUCAGAUGGUUCAGGUUUUCACUGAAGUAAGCAAUCUGGAGCUACAGAUGCUUUUCCACUUGUUUGUGUUGUGCACACCCACCCUCAAAUGCCAASAGGAGAAGGACCAAACAAAGCCAUGCUGAGCUCACCUGACUGCGGUCAUCUGCUGCUGAGAGAAGAGGAGGUGAUGGCAGAGUGCUGGGUUCCUGUUCACCACUGCUGUGUUUUCUGCCCAGAAAGAGAGAGACACGUUUUGUUUUUAAAUGAGUCACCUUCAUUAAUGUGCCACUGGCACAGACCAUUCUGUGGCUCAUUCUGUGGUACCUUGCAGCCACAGUACUGUUGUCAGUGCAUGUGUUUUCAGAAACAUUAGGUUUCAUGUACUUUUUGUUCAGUACACGUAAAAGCAGCAAUAYGGAAAUUGAUUACUGAGUCCUGUCAAGGACUUUACAGUGCACUAAUUCUUGGAGCUACAGCUUCAAUAUUUCUGUAGAGGCAAAAGGAAGCUUGGAUAGACUUUUGUUCACUUUGAAGAAAUCUGCCAGAAAUUGCGGUUUUUCUUCUGCUACCUGCUCUUGUUGCUGGGUUUGUUUUGUUUUUUAGAUUUUUUAAAAUAUCUUUUCAGCCAUAACUUUCCAGACAACACAAAAGAACAAUUGAGCAACAUCUGCUGUAGYCCAGGGAUUUUACUGAAGAAAAUGUUCUACCUUCAGUUUGAAUUUGUAACCCAACACCUAGUUAUCAAAAUAGAAGUCCUUCACCACAUGUGCAUUCUGGAAGGCUUUUCGUUUUUGUUUCUGGUUUGUUUGGUUUUUUUUUUUUACUUUUUKUGGGUUUUUUUUUUUUUUUUUUUUUUUUUUUUUUUUUUUUUUUUUUUUUUUUUUUUUUUUUUUUUUUUUUGGUUUUU
Malurus melanocephalus (red-backed fairy wren) is the source of this 5192-nucleotide messenger RNA. RefSeq names its product SS18 like 2 (gene SS18L2). The coding region runs from base 1 to 234 and encodes 77 amino acids. Gene Ontology annotation, molecular function: transcription coactivator activity. NCBI's taxonomy places the organism in Eukaryota, Metazoa, Chordata, Aves, Passeriformes, Maluridae. The record is from RefSeq and is a predicted model, not a curated record. Gene Ontology annotation, cellular component: nucleus. The transcript is spliced from 3 exons. Gene Ontology annotation, biological process: positive regulation of transcription by RNA polymerase II.